UAGUUUGUUAUUUAUGUCUUCCUUGUCACUCCUAUCAAUUAAUAUAGGUAGCUGUCUUCAUCUGAUCCUUUCUGAACAAAAACAUGCGCAGAAUUUCUUGUAUAGCCUUGCUGGUAAAUUGAGAGGAGGAGAAAAUACCUCAUGAUUUGGCUGCUGUGCCGGUCCUACGUUGCCUUUUUACUGACUAAAGAAAUUGAAAUCGUUUUUAUUAUGUCAGUAUUCGUAUUUCGUACUCAUGUUACACUGACAUAGAGCAAUUGAUACCACAUGUCUUUGAAACUGACUUCAUUGCGUAUUUGUCUGUUAGUAAAAUAGUGAAAGGCGUUUAAAAUUGGUAAAUAUGGCAACACCGUAUAGUAGGACUGGAUCACCAAACAAAUAUUAGUGAAGUGUUUCAGUAAGCAUGGUGGACGAAGUGUUUGUUGUAUUUGCGUUCAAUGUGUUAGUGUAAUAACUAGCGUGGUAUAAUAUUUUUUAACAAUAAAACAAAGUUUGUGUUUACUUAAUAAGUGAGUAUUAUUAUUUUUACUUGUUUGUGGGCCCAGUACGUUUGGAUUAUUUUUGUUUCGAGGUAAAUACGACAUCAUUAAGCCCUUUUGGUGGAACGAGCUUAAAGACAAUGUGAUAAUCAGCUGGUCCGUGAUGUUUGAAGCAUUCGCCAGAAAAAUUUGUAAAUAACAUGUUAAUGAAAAAAGAACAUUACAGCUUCGUCACUUUGCUAUUUUUCACGAACAUUAUAUGAAAAAGUUUUACUGGAUAAUUUACACAUGUGUACGUGUCGCCACUGAUGGCCGUCGACGGCAUUGCGUGUUCGGCACACUUCCGCCAACUUUUUGGCUCCGGCUUUUCAACCAGAACUAUACUUAUCUACAUCUGCAUCCUCCUCCCUGGAUUCCUCCAUCUCAUCGCUGCGGACGACAUCGAGACGAGCCUGUUAUCUGAUUCCAUCAAUGAAAAUGACUCCAAACGCAUUUGUUCAAGCAUGGAUAUUCGAAAUUCAUUGGAAUCAUUCAAGAAACUAGAAAAUUGUGAAGUUAUUGAAGGGUUUCUUUCAAUCCUUCUGUUCGAUAAUGUGAACGAAACUGAGAUGUCAAAGAUUAGUUUCCCUUUAUUGACUGAAAUUACAGAUUAUUUAUUAUUAUAUAGAGUAAAUGGGCUUAGGAGUGUGGGUCAGCUUUUCCCUAAUUUAACGGUUAUUCGAGGACAAUCGACUUUCCUCGAUCAUUCAUUUGUAAUAUUUGAAAUGUCAACGCUCCAAGAAAUCGGAUUGCAUUCCCUCACAGAUAUCAUACAUGGACAAGUGCACAUCGACAAGAAUCCCUCGCUCUGUUUUGUACAUACCAUAGACUGGGAUAGUAUUGUUAAAGAUAAGAGUUCGAAAAACUUUAUUAAGAGUCUCAAGCCGGAAAAUGAGUGUCCUGUGUGUCCUUCUACUGUAGUAAACGGAAACACUACCAUGAGCUGUCCAACUGUGACUGAUUCCGAUGGAAAGGAGAGGUAUUUGUGUUGGAAUAAAAAUCACUGCCAGAAAAAAUGCCCUGGAAAAUGCAGGUCAUGUAAUAAUAAUUUGCAAUGUUGCGACGAAAGCUGUUUAGCCUGCAGCGACGAAAACCCAAAUAUUUGUACAGUUUGUCCCCACAUUAGUUAUGGACAUGGUUCACAAAAAAGUUGCAGGACAAGUUGUCCGAAAGACCUCUAUUCGUAUUUAAAUCGGCGAUGUAUCGACAAACAACAGUGUUUAAAUUUACACAAUCCAAUAGAACUACAAACUACAAAUUAUUAUCCAGAACCUUACAAGAUACACGAAAAUUCUUGCGUAUUGGUAUGCCCGCCCGAUUACACUGAGAAAAAUUCUACUUGUGUUCAUUGUGGAGGACGAUGUAAACAAACCUGUCCCGGUUUAACAAUUGACAGUAUUGCAGUUUCGACACAACUUCGAGGAUGUACUCAUAUUGAUGGUAGUUUAGAAAUACAAUUAAGAGGAGGAGCAAAUAUCACAGAGUUAGAAGAAAACUUGAAGAUGAUAGAAGAAAUUAGUGGAUAUUUAAAAGUUGUAAGAUCGUUUCCUUUGCUCUCUCUAAAUUUUUUUAAAAAUUUGAAACGUAUACUGGGAAAAGAGAAAGACAGCGGUAAAUAUGUACUCAGCGUUUUAGAUAAUCAAAAUUUACAAGAUCUUUGGGAUUGGUCAACGCAUGGUCCUAUAGAAAUUCAAUCUGGAAAAUUGUUUUUCCAUUUCAAUCCCAAAUUAUGUUACGACAAGAUAUUGAAAUUACAGGAGAUCGCGGGUUUGGCCAACUUUACAGAUUUGGAAGUAGCGAAAAAUUCUAAUGGAGACAAAACAGCAUGCAAUAUUAGCACAUUAAUAGUGAAUGUUACAAAUAUACAAUCAAAUUCAUCAACCAUACAAUGGGAAUCGUUCUAUUUAGAUGACCCAAGAAAACUUUUGGCCUAUAUAGUUUAUUAUGUUGAAGCACCAUAUGAUAAUGUUACCCAGUAUGACGGCAAAGAUGCUUGUGGUCAAGAUAAUUGGAGAGUUUUGGAUAUCCCAAAUAAAGAAGGAGACACAAAUAUAACUUUUGUUAUUAGAGACCUUAGACCAUUCACUCGUUAUGCAUUUUAUGUUAAAACAUAUACAAUUGCUAAUGAAAGAAAUGGAGCCCAGAGUAGCAUCCAGUAUUUUAGAACAUUACCAGCAAUGCCAAUGCAACCAGGUUACGUAGGAGUUAUUAGUAAUUCCAGUGACUCACUUGUCAUCACAUGGGAUCCUCCAUCAGUGCCUAAUGGACCUAUUACUCAUUAUAUUGUUACUGGAAAGAGACACUAUGAUGUAAACUAUUCCAAGGAUCACAAUUAUUGCAAUGAUAACACACCAAAAGAGGAAGUACACUCCACUCCAAAGCCACCUGUUCAGUAUAAUUGCCAGUGUGAAAGCUCAUCCCAAAAUAAUAUAAAUUUUGACGAAAAUGAAGAAGGCGAAAGAAUUAAAUUUGAGGAUGAUCUUAUUAAUCAGGUUUAUUUAAAAAGGCCUAAAAGAUCGGUGCUGUAUACCAAUUCCACCAUACAAGAAUCUCAGAAUUCCCCACAAAAGCAAAUGAAUAAUAGUGACAUAGUUUUUUAUUAUAAGACCGUAAACACUUCGAUCUAUGUAACAAAUCUAACUCAUUAUACAAAAUAUGAAAUCAAUGUACGAGCUUGCCGUGAUGACGAAUGUAGCGUUCCUGCCAAAAAAACUGAAAGGACUAAAGAUAAAGCUGGUGCAGAUCAAAUUAGAAAUUUAACUUUGAUUGAGAAACAUCAAGAUAGUGUAAAAUUGUCCUGGAUCCAACCAACAGACCCUAAUGGAAACAUCUUCGCUUAUAUCGUGGAAUACAAACGGCUUGAUAUUGAUAAUGCUAAAGCAAUUCCAGAGUGUCUCAAUGUAACAGAUAAAAACACAACUUUUUACUAUACUGUAUCAAAAUUAAUUCCUGGUAACUACAGUUUAUGUGUAUACGCAAGAUCAGCUACUAGAAAAGAGCAGUCCAUGCACAUUUUCUUUCAUAUUAAAGAGCCAUCUUCCAAUACAGCGCUUAUAGUAUCGACAAUGUUAUCUAUUUUCUUUGUAUGUAUUCUUCUAUUCGGAUUGUGGAUGUACAGAAAAUCCCAAAAGAAACCUGUUGCAACUAGGGACAUAAAUCCUGAAUAUGGAGUGCAUCCUUAUGUAAUGGAUGAAUGGGAAGUUUCUAGGGAUCAAAUUAUAGUGGACAAAGAAUUGGGACAAGGUAGUUUUGGCAUGGUUUGGGAUGGAAUUGCUAAAGAUAUUAGAGGUGCUGCAGAAGUUAGAUGUGCUGUAAAAACUGUACCUCUUCAUGCAACAGAAAGGGAACGCUUGGAAUUCUUGAAUGAGGCCUCUGUAAUGAAAGCUUUCGACACAACGCACGUUGUAAGGUUAUUAGGUGUAGUGUCUGAAGGUCAACCAACUCUUGUGAUAAUGGAAUUAAUGGCCAACGGAGAUUUGAAGUCUUAUCUUCGGUCGCAUAGACCCGACAUGGAAAACUACAAUCCCAACCACAACAAACAUCCUCCAACAUUAAAGCAAAUCCUGCAAAUGGCUAUUGAAAUAGCAGAUGGUAUGGCCUAUCUUUCAGCCAAAAAAUUCGUACAUCGGGACUUGGCAGCUAGAAACUGUAUGGUUUCUGAAAAUCUGGUGGUUAAGAUUGGCGACUUUGGUAUGACCAGAGAUAUUUAUGAGACUGAUUAUUACCGAAAAGGAACUAAAGGCUUAUUGCCAGUUAGAUGGAUGGCGCCUGAGAGCCUUAAAGAUGGUGUAUUCACAAGUAGUAGUGAUGUUUGGAGUUAUGGUGUUGUAUUGUGGGAAAUGGCUACGUUAGCAUCACAACCCUAUCAAGGACUAGCCAAUGAUCAAGUUUUGCGUUACGUCAUCGAUGGAGGAGUUAUGGAGAGACCCGAAAAUUGUCCAGAUAAAUUAUAUACUUUAAUGAGGUAUUGUUGGCAGCAUAAACCAUCAUCAAGACCUACUUUUCUUAAACUAUGUAGUCUUCUAUUGGAAGAUGCAAGUCCUACCUUUGCUGAUGUUUCGUUCUAUCACAGUCCUGCUGGAGUAGAGGCUAGAGCUUCUCGACACACUCCUUCCCCAAGCCAGGAUGAUCAAACAACUCCAUUAAGGACUGUAGCUGAGAGACUAAAGGGAUACAUGCCAUCCCAUUCACAAGACUCUGAUGAUUUGGAUAUAGACACUCAUCAUCAGUUUCCUAGUAUAACUGAAAGUGGUGGAGUGAUUACAACUGCCAACGGAUACGUAAGUGGGUGUCCUACUAAUGGUGCCGCAACGACACAGUGCUAGCCACAUAUCAUUUAUCGACGCCUGAUACUCAGCAUUAACAUUGUUAUAAACUGUACAUUUUGAAACCAUAUAAAUCAUUGAAUAUUGAUAACUCCAAUUUUUUUAUAAAAAAAGUAGAGAUACACGAUAAACAAUACGUACUGUCAUGAAAUUAUUUUACUUUAUUACAUGAAAAAUAUUUUCAGCUGUUUUUCUUUCCUUUUUAUUACCUUAUACUGUGUAUAAUGAAAGUAUUCAUACCCAUUGUAUUUUUAGUAUCUUGGAUUAUCAAUAUUCUAUAUAUACAUCUUCGACUAGUUUGUUUAUUCAAAGCAUAAAAAUUCUACAACUUUUAGAAUGUGGAAUUAAUUAAAUAAAAUUUAAUAAUUAUAGUGCAACAGUAAAAUUUUUAUAAGAUAGUUGUAUUGUUUUGCUGAGUUUUUACUGGAAACAUUCAAUUUUUAUUUUUAAUUUCCCAUUCUUAUAAUAAUAAGCAGUUGAAAUGCGAACUAGAUAUCUUAUUAGCUUUCAAGCUGUAGAAUACAGAACAAACAUGAGAUUAUAAUGAAAUUUAUGUUUGUUUUGUUUUAUUAGACUGGUUUUACUCUGUCUCGUAAUUCGGAUAAUACAAAGCGACAGAAAAGUCCCAAUUGACAGUAUUUUGUAAAUAUUUAGCAUAAGAAUUUCGAAAGUGUAAAAGUAUUUUUUCCAUUUAUAUAGAAGAAUCCAAGGGACAAUGUUGUAAAUCUACUCUGUACUUUGAGAAACUUAGUUAAAAGUUGUUACUCUAUUGACGUUAAUAAGCCACUCAUUACAGAUUCAUGUUCAGAAACAGUACUAGAAUUUCAAAUACAUUUUUGACUCCUUUCCGGAAUUCUAAAUCAUUUCUACAGCGAUAUUCUAUAAUUUUGAAUAAUUAAACAACGUACUUUAGACAUAUGCAAGGUGGUCCAGAAUUAUUUACAUUAGUUUCUUCAACUUUUUACUUCUUAGAUCGGUUUAUAUGUUUUUCGUGAUAAUUUAUUUGAUUUUAGGUCUCUUUCCUCUGAAAAUCAAUGUGAUUUUUUUUUUAAAGAGACUUAAAAUGAAGACAAAUUAUCACUAAAUACAUUAAUUUCUAGAUCAUUACAAAAUAAAGGUAUUUCUUUAUUUACACGUACUAUCUAAAACUUUGUUGUAUCCAAAUCACAUGGAGUAGCAGUACACAUUAAAUUAAUUAUCCUAAUAUCCUGUACUCAGCUACAGAAAUUGAUGUGCAUAAUUUUUUACUGGCUUUUGUCUAGUAAUCCUAUAUCACUAACAGGAAUAGGGAAAGGGACUUAAUUGUUCAGUUGUGAAAGGGAUAUGGUUUGCUCUACUAGAGUCAUACCGCUUACGCGCAAUGGUUCAAAUAAAAAGUAUAAGAUACAAGUGUAGUAAUCGUCCUCAUGUAUGGUUCCUUUAAAACUGCUGACCGAAAUUAAUGUUCAUUUAAAAGUUUGCAAUUUUUUCACCAGAUCCUGACAUUUUUCCAUCUAAAAAGCACUAGCACUUCAAAGUAAAAGUAAGAAAUAUAAGCAAACACCAGGUUUUCACAUAUUACACAUAAUUUAACAAAUUAGUUUAUAAACUUGUUGACAACAUCGUUAUAUUGAUAUUCAGGACACGUUCACUAUUUCUUGAAGGUCCCAAACUUGGACUUAAAUUUUCAAGGAGUUGUGCGUUAUCUUCGGUAACCAGCACGUUUUUAGGGUUAUUUUUAAGCACAUGCUCAUUUAGACACAUUUUCCAUGAUUAAAACAUUUAGAAAAUAAGAAUAAUAGUAAUUUGUAUAAAUAUUUUUUCAAAUAGGAAAAUUGAAAACAUCGAUCAUAAUACAAUAUAUAAUGAUUAUCCAUAAGGGUGUUUUUGUAAACCACAUUAUUUGUAGAAUUUGCAAAUGAAUACUUUGAAAUAUUUAGUUAGUGGGCGCUGAGACUACUCGGCUGUUAUCAAACAAUUUACAACUGUGGUUUCCUGUUACUUUUGUAGGAGUCUUCACAAAGGACAGGUCUGACACCAUGAUGGUUCAUCAUCAUCGUAAAAUAGCAUUCAUUGGGAAAAGGGUACCUGUCAGUGUUUCAGCAGCUGUGGUAAAUGAAUUCGCCAUCCUCUUGCGUCGUUGUAUGGGUUUCGUCAAUUUUGUUGACAAGGGCUCUCCAUUUUCUUCUUUUUUCAAUUUUUAUAUAGCUUCUUACCAUGUUAAGUUUAUCUAUUGCAGUUCUUUCUCGAUAGUUCUGCUCCAUGUUUGUACAGGUCUGCCUCUUUUCCUUCUACUUCUUUUAUUCUAAUUAAAUGCUUGUCUGGUUAUGUUUGUUGCUGGUUUCCGUAGUGUAUAACGUACCCAUCUUCAUUUUUCGUGAUCAUUACGUGAAUUUUCUAUUCAUCCGGUAUGUUCCAAAGGUAUUCAUUACUUACCCUAUUUGGCCAGAAAAUUUUGUAGAUAACUCAUAGGCAUCCGUUGAUAAACGUUUGAAUUUUAUGAAACAUCUUUUUAUUAUAUGUCCAAGUUUCGUCCCCAUAUAAUAGAACAUAUUUUACAUUGCUCUGUAAUGGUCUUAAUUUUGUUGUUCUUGGGAUACUUGUUGAAGACUAUAUUUUAUAUAACGACUUAGAAGCGUUUUGCCCUAUUCUUCUUUUUCUAUCACUUUCAGUACCUCCUAUUGUAUGUAUUAUGCUGCCUAAAUAGCAAAAUUGUUCAUCUUCCUCUAUUUCUAUUCCUUCUAAGUAUAUAGCACUUUCAGUACUUGUUUUGCUGUAUCUUUAUAUCUUUGUUUUUUGCUGUUAAUGUUCAGUUCCACUGGUGUUGAAUUAUUAAGUGGCCUGUUAGUUCUUUCUUGCAUGUGACUUAUUUUUGUUGUUAAUAGAAAUAUGUCAUCUUUAAAUUCAAGGUCUUUCAAUUUUUAAAAUAGGUUCCAGUUGAUCUCUCAUCUUUUAUCCUCUGUUUUCCUUAUUAUUCAGUCUAUUACAAUGAGUCAAAUGCUUUUAUCUUCAUUUUGUUCUUUUGUUUACUUCACUAAUAUUCUCACCGACGCAAUAUGGUCAAAACAACAAGAAUUACUACUUAUGAAUCAAGCUUGAUUUUUUCUUAGUUUGUUGUUUAGUGGUUCUCUGAUUCUUUCCAGAAUAACUCUAGCUACACCAUGAUGGUUAUUAGACAUAUGUAUUAGAUAUAAUAGCUGCUUUCCAAUUACAUUCAAGUAAACUGAGACACUCAGUUAUAUGAGUAUGUAAUUCUCAGAUAUCGACGUCACUACUCAGUGAAUAAAAGGAACGCGUAAUAUGAGUUAAUAUUCUCAAUAACCACAUAAAAUUCACUAUUAUCAGUGGCGAUUCAACCCUGUUACUCGCAGCGAAAGAAACGACAUAACUAAAAUAAUAUUAUUUAUAAAUUCAUUUACAUCAAUGACCGUUUGCAAUCAUUAAGUAUUGUGUAAUUACUUGCUUAUUUUAAUGAUAAGAUCUGACAACGUGAUAUCCGCACAGGUCACAAAAAUGUUCACAAAACUCACUAAAGCACACGAUCUCAAGCUUACUCGUAAAAACUCAUUUAGGUCUAACUUGUGACAGUGAAAAGGAACUUGCAUUGACUGUUAUGACGCAUUAAGACUAAUCUGAGUUUUGAUAAAAAUAGAAAGCAGCUAUUAUUUUUUACUGUCUCACUUUUUAGGCCACGAUUUUAAUCACAGGCACUAGAAAAUGUAAUUAUUUCCCAACAAUAUUCCAACUUUUCCUUUCCUAUCAAUUUUCUGUGCACCACUGAACUUUUAUUUAUCAAAACUUUUUCUACAAUAAUAAGCAACUGUAUUAUCGAGUAUGACAUUUAAAAUGCAUUGCAUUUGUAUAAAAAAAAAAUUAUAAUAAAUCAGAAAUGAGGUGGCUUAAAACGAUCAAAAAUAAUUAAAAUGAUGAUAAUUGUAUACACUCAAACUCUAUAAAUAUAUCUAAAGUGAAAUUAAGAGUUUUUCAGGGUAAUUUUUUGUUUGUGGUGUUCGCUGUCCCCGUUUUACGUUUAAAUUUUAAUUUGUUUAAAAUUAAAUAAUAGUAUCGUGAUUAUGUUGAUAAUAUGUAAGUAUUCUUUAUUGAUACAGGGUUGCCAAACGAUAAUGAAUUAACUCCUUAAUGUUCUAAUGACAGUAAAUGUCAAGUGAAAUUGAAAAUAUAAAAUUUGUUUUCACAUUUCACGUUUUAAAACUUAUUGUACCCAAGUAUUAUCCACAUUAAAGAAAGUUUUGAUAUUAAUCAAUUAAUCAAAAGUAUUAAUUCAAUUGUCUAAAAAAUCAUUUAAUUCUUAAUUUGUAAUAUUGCUAAAAAUAAUUUGAUUUGAUGAUGAAUGUGCUUCAUUUUGGUUUGGGGGCCUGUUAAUAUUUAUAGUCAAGUCUAAAAUAGAAAGCUCUGGUAACUUUACCUUAAGAAUGCAUACAAAUUGUCUAAAUUGGGUCUAACGGCACUAUAAUGUAGUUAAAAUUGAAAAUGUAAAUACUUUAACGGUGCAUUAAUUUGAAAAUAGUAAAAAGUUGUACAUAAUACAAUAAUACAAUCACAUGUGUCAUCAUUUAUUGGAAAUUUUUCGAUAGUUGAAAAUAGAAUUUUUUUAACAUUAAAUUUCUUUUAUUCCUAUAACUAUCACCACUCUUAUUUUCAUUUAGUAACAUAAUUUACUUUAUUUCUCAACGGGUCAGCUUUAUCUAAUUCGUACAUGUUUCAAAUAUACAUACAAUAUAAAUGAAACUUUAUUUUUACAGAGAUAUUAAGAUUUUAUGUAUAGCAUUUAAACAUAACUUUUUCCAAUUUUUGAAAUAAUGUGGUUUGUGGAAAUUUGAAUUGAAGAUGUAAUUUAUGAAGUAAAUUAUUUUAAUCGAAGAUAGUACAGAUGAAAAUGUGUAGAUACUGUCUUUGAAAUUUGACAUUUUAGACCUGUUAUUAUUUGUGCCAGUUAGUCCUUAAUUCGUUUCUUUAUUCUUAAUUAUAGAUUAUAAAAGUAUUCUUACAGAUCUGAAAUUGUUCAGUGAAAGACGUGACAUGACCUAAUUAAGAAUAGAUUUAAGUUGAAAUUACCAAAGAUAGUGAUAUUUAUUUUAAUGCAUUUGUUGGAAGUCCUUAUUAAAAAAAAUUCAAGACUAUGACAAUAAUGGAGGAGUUUCAUGUUGAAAAAAUGAUAGGGAAACUUCAAAUAUCUUGUGUGCCAAUUCAUGAAGUUUUUAGCUUUCGGAAUAGAAAUUCACUAAAUUUAUUCAGAUGUAAAACUGAAAAUACACGAUUUUAACUAAAAAAUUUCAAUAUGUCACGAGCUGAUUUGUAUAUUGAAUAUAUAUACUUUAGAAAGAUACCAAGUUUCCGUAUCAUUUCUUUAUGUCUACAGCUUUGAAAUGUGAUCAACUCUUCUAUUCCUAAACGUAGGAUUAGUAAAGAAUAAGAAAACUAGUAUCCAUAUCUGAUUUUUUUAUUUUAAAUUUAGAAUAUAAUCUUAAUAGAGGUUGUAGUUUUUGCAUGCUUGUCAUAUUUAACGCAGCAUUCUAAUUUUAUCAAUAUUAAUUAUAUUCUUUAAGUAAAUAAUUAGUUUUAGUUUUUGAUUUAGUACAUCGCAUCACAACAUAAAAAUUUUGGAAUGGAUACUGAUUUUCUAGAUAAACAAAAACUGCAAAUAACAGAUAAAUAGCCGAAAUAGGAAAUUAUAACAGUAUUUUAGUAAUAAUUGUACGGCGAAUCGAGAAUAUAUUACAGAAGAAUAUACACUAUAAAUUACACUAAUUUUCACCCUUCUACCUCCAAUUAUCACUUUAUAUUUAAGUAAAAAUUUAAAAAUCACAUUUCUACCAAUCUCAUUUAUGUAUCAUAAUGAUAUUAGAAUCAUUUUUAAAGUUACUCCACUUUAUCACAAAUAGAACAGCAAAUGAAUCCAAUGUUCUACUUUAUUUUCUGUAAUUGUUUUCCUUAAACCUGAGAAUCUCAGCAAUUGCGGUGUUGUUGUAUUAAAAUAUUAAUAGUUUCCUUCAUAGUUUUUCCACUCUUACUGAAAGUGAUUAUAAUAUGGAUAUUUAGUUAAUUCAUAUAUGCUGAUUAUUUAUCUGUUAUUCUGCUCUUGCUCUUUUUUUCGGCAAACGCGCGUACGCUUCACAAACGAAAUUAAGUUUUUUUAUUCGCCGGAGCUAUGGAGGGUUCAAGCGGACCCAGUAAAUCGAUAAUCUUUAUAAGUUCAUUUGAAUUUAGAUAUUUAAGCUUUUAGCUAGGUCGCCCCGAAAUAAUAUAGAAACUUUAUUAUUAAUACUUGUCUUAUUGAUAUUUUAAGUAUAAUGUAUGGUGGGAUAUAUGCCUUAUUAGGUAAAACGUUACUGUACUGAUACGUGUAGAUUUCUUCAAUGACAUUAAAUGGAAAAUAUCAAAUGCCAGUCAUCACUACAUCGCAGUCCGAGUCUCAGUUCCUUUUACCUACCACAAUUUGGUAGAUAUGUUGAAAACUAUGUUAUUAGCCUUUGUACCUAUUACUAUUUAUAUUUUUAAUUAUAUUUUGUACUCUGUGACAUAAUGUACAUUUCUCUAUUAUUUUAUAUAAAAUAAAAAUAAGUUA
Molecule: messenger RNA, 11408 nt
Organism: Diorhabda carinulata
Lineage: Eukaryota; Metazoa; Arthropoda; Insecta; Coleoptera; Chrysomelidae
Product: insulin-like receptor
Exons: 16
Coding region: 788-4843 (1351 amino acids)
Biological process (GO): multicellular organism development; positive regulation of kinase activity; glucose homeostasis
Cellular component (GO): axon; membrane; insulin receptor complex
Molecular function (GO): ATP binding; insulin receptor activity; insulin receptor substrate binding
Source: RefSeq, a predicted model, not a curated record